Saccostrea echinata is the source of this 978-nucleotide messenger RNA. RefSeq names its product signal recognition particle 14 kDa protein-like. Gene Ontology annotation, cellular component: signal recognition particle, endoplasmic reticulum targeting. Gene Ontology annotation, biological process: SRP-dependent cotranslational protein targeting to membrane. The transcript has 5 exons. The coding region runs from base 46 to 378 and encodes 110 amino acids. Gene Ontology annotation, molecular function: endoplasmic reticulum signal sequence receptor activity; 7S RNA binding. The record is from RefSeq and is a predicted model, not a curated record. Lineage: Eukaryota; Metazoa; Mollusca; Bivalvia; Ostreida; Ostreidae.
UUAGAGAACAAAAAAUCCACGACACAGGGCUGACAGGGUUACAAGAUGGUUCUGUUAGAAAAUGACACGUUUUUGACGGAACUUACAAAGUUAUUCCAGAAGGGGAAGACUUCAGGGUCAAUAUCGUUGACAAUGAAGAGAUAUGAUGGAAGAACUAAGCCAGAACCUAGAAAAGGCAGUCUUCCAGAGCCUCAUGAAUAUAAAUGUUUACUAAGGGCCACAUUAGGCAACAAAAAAAUUAGCACAGUGAUAAACCAAAAAGAUGUUAACAAAUUUCAAUUGGCAUAUGCAAAUCUUUUAAAAGGCAACAUGGAUGGAUUGAAGAAAAAGGACAAAAAAGCAGCUGCUGCCAAAUCAAAGUCCAAAGCUACACAGUGAAAAAGCAUUUCAUUUUUGACCUCUCUGAUACAUUGUCACAUCAUCCAUUAAAUGUUUCCUAACACCAAUCAUUUUAUGUUAUGCCAUCUUUCAUUAUUUUGUUAUAUAUGUUAUUGCAAGUUAUCAUUAUUAUGAGAAAAACUUGUGAAUGUAAAACUGUUGUCAGGACACAUAAUUUACUGAAUAUUUGGAGCACCAUUUUAGGGUCAGGUACAUUUUUGAUGUUUGAUUACAUGAUUUCUAUGGAGAAAUGUUCUCAUUGAUCAGGAACAGCUUAUUUUAUAAAGAGUGGGUACUAUUAUUAAUCAGAUUGUUGAUACAUGUAUUAUUGUUUAGGAAUUAACCAACAUUUUCAAACAAUUUUUGUAAUCAUGUCCAGAAAAAGUUAUGGAGGUUUGAAAUGUUUGAUAACCCAGAAGAAACAUUAUUACUAAUAAUUGUUCGGUGAAGAAAUAGUGUUGUAUAAGUAUGUGCAAUAGAGUAAAAGGAAUUCAAACAAAGAACUUGAUAGUUGUGUUAAGGUAGAGUUUGAAAAAAAAAAUGUUAUACAAAAUAUACAUGAAUUGGUUAUUGAAUUAAAGUUUGAUAUUCCAAAAAAAA